AAUUUCGUUGUUAUAAUAAAAAAGAGUAAGUGGCAUAGCUGUCAAGUUAGUUGGAUAUAUUUUUCAGAAGCUGGACAGUAAACUGUGAAAAUGGCAGUGAAUCCAGAUAUACAGAAGGAAAGACAGUCGGCUACCUUCGACACUGAAAAGCUAACAGAAGUAGUGUAUGGUGGCAAGAAAAUGGUUAGACGUCGGAGAUAUUUACAAAAUAUCAUAUUCGAAGACAAGUACUUGAACUCAUUCUCGCCAUGGUGGAAUCGAACUCGUGUCGAAGAGUAUGAUACAUCUAUUAAGAAAAAUGCUUACUUGUACAAACUCAUGCAGGAUCUCAACAUUACCGACAUUAUAGAACAGGCUUACAUCAACGAGGCAGGCUCAGGGCAUGAGGGUAACCCGCUGAGUGUACAUCGGGGUAUGUUUAUACCUACAAUCGAGAAACUGGGAACCAGAGAACAAGUCGAAAAGUAUGUAGAACCUGCCAAGCAGUACAAGAUUAUAGGAACCUAUGCUCAGACAGAAAUGGGUCACGGAACAUUUAUUCGUGGGUUAGAAACAACAGCUACAUAUGACCCAAAGACGGAGGAGUUCGUCGUAAACAGUCCAACCGUGUCGUCUAUUAAAUACUGGCCAGCUGCAUUGGGAAAUACAUGUAACCACGUUGUACUAAUGGCUCAGUUAUACAGCAAGGGAAAGUGUCACGGCAUUCACGCAUUUAUCUUGCAGAUAAGGAGUAUGGAGGACAAUAGGACAUUACCAGGAGUGUCUGCUGGAGACAUUGGAAACAAGUUGGGAUUCAAUGCGCAGGACAAUGGAUAUCUCAAAUUUGACAAUGUUCGGAUUCCGAGAGAAAGUUUACUGUCCAGAUAUGCCAAGGUUGAGAGAGAUGGUACAUAUAUAGCACCAGAGACCCCUAGAUUGGCUUAUGGCACAAUGGUUCUAGUUCGUGCAUUAAUUGUUGGACAGUGUGCAAAGUCGCUGGCUCAAGCCUGUGUGAUAACAACAAGAUACAGUGCUGUCCGGCGACAGACUGAAAUAAGACCAGGUGGCGAGGAGCCCCAAGUGAUAGACUAUCAGACACAACAAGAGAAAAUAGUCCCCUUGUUGGCUGCAGCGUAUGCGUUUAUCUUCAGCGGAAAUAUGAUGGUAAAGGAAUACAUGAGAAUAAAUGCAGAUAUGGAGAAGGGAAUCCUGGAUGAGAUGGCUGCGCUUCAUGGUCUAUCUUCUGGCUUAAAAGCAUUUUCCGCAGAGGUCACAAGUAACGGUAUAGACAAUUCUAAGUGUGGGGACGGGUUUUACUGCCAGGGGGAUCCCAAAAUCUGGAGGGACAUCCCCCGCAUGUACAUACGAAGGGGAAAACACUGUCAUGAUCUCCAGUGUGAAGGGGAUGGUCGAAAAAAAUUUAGCGAUGUCCCGAAACCAUGGAAAAGGCUACUGAAGCUGAUAUUAUGUAACAGGUAUCUAGUCAAACAGUAUGCCCAGGCAGCCAGAGGACAGAAACUUGUAGGGUUUAUGUCCUACCUCAACAAUCCAGUUAAGCAGAGAAGUGCACUAAAUGCUGCUCUCAACAUGUCAGACCUGAUUGAGGCGUAUGAACACGCAGCUGCAAGAUUAAUCAAGGUUGCAGCUUCCAGACUACAGGCAUUGGUAAAAGGAGGCCUGCCUAUAGAGGAGGCUAGAAAUAAAUGUGGAGUGCCAUUGGUCACAGCUGCAAAGGCUCAUUGCCAAUCGUACGUGGUGAAACUGUUUAGUGGUGUAGUGAACAGACCCGACCUUGACCCUCCUGUUGCACGAGUUCUCGAGACCUUAUGCAAGCUUUAUGCUGUCAGCGGAAUCAACGAGAGACUAGGAGAGUUUAUACAGGAUGGUUUCUUGGAUGGUCAACAAGCUGAUAUGAUCCUGAACAAAACACUUUCAUUGCUUGCUGAAAUCCGACCAAACGCUGUUGCCCUCGUGGACGCUUUUGACUAUUCCGACAAAAUCUUGCAAAGCUGUAUCGGACGUUACGAUGGCAAAGUAUACGAAGCCCUGUAUGAAUAUGCCAAAACUUCACCGCUCAACAAAGAAGAGGUACAUGAUACAUACACUACUACUCUAAAACCAUUGAUGGAAGGCAAACUCAAGUUUGAUUCGCCGUCUGCUAGGUUGUAGGGAAAAGAACAUUUGAAGAUCCUUAGAGCUACUUUUUUUGUUGGGAGAUUUUUUGUGUGUGUUUUGAGUCAAAAAUAUAUUUUUAAAGAACUGUGCCAUGGAGAAGUUUUAGUUUUAGAUCUAUAUGAAUGCUUACUGAACAAGUUACGUCAUGAAUUGCUAUGUCGUGAAUUGUUGCUUCUAUGAACCAUUCCUUUACAAAAAAAGAGUGCGUUCAUACAUUUACGGUUUCCGUUGUGAUGAACUUUAUCUAUGUUAUUACUAGACAGAUUUAUUUAUCAUCAUCACCUGCAUCACAAGACAUCAGGGUGUAUUUAUUAUACCGUAAGCUGAAAUAAGUAUGCCUUGAGAAUGACUGGCAUACGUCAUUAUGUUGAACUAAAUAUACGCCUAUAUAUGCCUAUCCUAAAAAUGAACAUACAUGCAGGCUACAAUGUUUCUUUGAAUAUCAGUCAAAUGUUUAAAUGUUCGCCUUAUAAUAAGAUAUUUCAUAUGUAUAUCCCUAAGUGAUUUCAAUAAAAUACAAGUUGAUUUAACAACAAUUAGAACA
Molecule: messenger RNA, 2698 nt
Organism: Mercenaria mercenaria
Lineage: Eukaryota; Metazoa; Mollusca; Bivalvia; Venerida; Veneridae
Product: peroxisomal acyl-coenzyme A oxidase 1-like
Exons: 15
Coding region: 91-2148 (685 amino acids)
Biological process (GO): fatty acid beta-oxidation using acyl-CoA oxidase; lipid homeostasis
Cellular component (GO): peroxisome
Molecular function (GO): fatty acid binding; FAD binding; acyl-CoA oxidase activity
Source: RefSeq, a predicted model, not a curated record